Gadus morhua (Atlantic cod) is the source of this 1872-nucleotide messenger RNA. RefSeq names its product piggyBac transposable element-derived protein 4-like. The transcript has 2 exons. Bases 88 to 1140 code for a protein of 350 amino acids. NCBI's taxonomy places the organism in Eukaryota, Metazoa, Chordata, Actinopteri, Gadiformes, Gadidae. The record is from RefSeq and is a predicted model, not a curated record.
CAGCGAGAGACACAGACAACAGAGCGGAGAAGUAGAGCUAAUACAAACUGACUAAACAGCUGCAUCUAGCGAAAUAUUUUGAACAAAAUGACAACAGGAAGACCUUCCCGAGUUAUUAGACCACCUUUGAGGUUCACAGACGACUUUGAGGAAGAAGAGACUUCUUGUGAAGAAAGUGUGGUGGAGGAGGAGUCCCCCAGUGUCAUUCAGGGACGUUCAGGGAGGAGCAAUGGGGCUGGAGGUGAUGCUGGCACUAGUAGAGACCGAAGCCGCUCACCACAGCACCAAGAAAGGUGGAAGACGGAGGCUGAGCCAGAUUAUGGAGUCCCUCAAAAGCUGAGAUUCAACCCCCAACGCACCCCAGGUGUCCAACCCCCUCUAAGUAUGGGAAACCCACCACCAGGUGAAAUUUUCUCUCAUUUUUUUGAUGCUGCGGUUUUGCUUCUCCUGUGUCAAAACACCAAUAAGUAUGCCGCCAAAAACCUAGAGAAAGGGAGAAGGUUCCUCUGGAAAGAAAUCCAGCCGGAGGAGAUGACAAAAUUCAUUGGCAUGUUGCUGUACAUGUCAGUGCUGGACCUGCCUAAGAUACGAGAUUUCUGGAGAAUCCAGAGUAUAUUUAGUGUCCCUUUCCCCGCCACCGCCAUGACCCGAGACCGAUUUAGGGCAGUGUUAGGGAAUAUUCACAUGAGUGACCCAGCUCAAAGCGAAGAAAAUGACGCCAAAAAAGGCACUGAUGAUUAUGAUCACCUCCACCGUGUCAGACCGCUUAUGGAGAUGAUCCAGAUCAACUGCAAGUCAAUUUACCAACCAAGGCAGCACAUUGCAGUUGAUGAGAGGAUGGUUGGGACCAAGGCCAGGCUUGGUAUCAAGCAGUACAUGAAGGCAAAGCCUACGAAGUGGGGCCUGAAGUUCUUCGUGCUUGCUGCAGCAAACGGCUACACUUUCGACUUCAAGCUCUACACAGGCAAGUCCAAGACGGCCACAGGGAAGGGGCUCUCCUUCGAUCUUGUUGACGGACUGAUGGAUAGAGGAUACCUGGGGUCAGGUUAUAUUGUGUACACCAACAACUUUUACACAAGUCCCCUCCUCUACCGACACCUGAGCCAGGAGGGAUUCGGAGCUUGUGGGACAUACAGGUAAUGUGCAAUCUGCUCCUAGUGAUGGGUGAUCAUAUGGAUAAAAUGGAAGUGAAGAGAAUACAUUUUGUUUCAAUAGAAUUAUUCCUAACAAAGGACUACUUGUUCAUCUGACCAACGUCAGGAAACUUUGCAACAUCUACAGCAAGAGGUCAAUUCCAUGCAAAUGUCAACCUCACCAUGAAAAAAUAAAGUAGCCACAUUAAUAACAAAACCUAUUUAAAAUGUAUCAUCAAGGUCUAUAUUUUGAAGUACAAAAUACAUCUGAUCACAAUAUUCAUGCAAAUACAUGUUUUUCUCACUACAAUGAGGAGACGCAAUACUGUAAACAUUUAUUUUUCAGUGAACAAAAUUGUAUGACUUUCUGAAUGGGCAGUAUGGCAACAUAGAAAAAUCACCUACGGAUGUCUUCUAACCUGACUUUUCAUCAGAAAGGGCUGUUGUGUCAAUAUGUAAAUCAGUUAUGUACUAUGUGUCUUUCCAUUGGCUGGUGGAACGUGCUGUUAUGAUGCCUGUUUAUGGGACAACUCAUGUAACGUCCAUAACGUUUUUUAGGAAAAGUUGUCAUAAAACAUGCAUUUUGAAAGCAAUGUCAGCCAAACUUUCCAAGCAAAGCUAACUUUUAUAAAGAUGACAUAUUAGCAACAAUUGUCAUCCUGGUCUUAUUUUUUGUAUUAUUUCCGAGCGUCACGGACGCUACCGUGACGGACGUCACUUUAUAGAGUCGAACCCCAGU